AUGCCACACCUUCGCCGCCAGCCUAAUCCACAUGAUCUCGUGGUGCAAGGGCCAAAUGCGCCUGGAAGUCUCCGCACUCAAUUCCAGACCCCUCCCUCACGACAUACUCCUUCCAAUCCAACGCAUCGACAUAUACCCUCCACCGGUCCUCAUGAGAUAACUCCAGAGCAAUUGCCUGCAAUGGCGCCGCCUACGGGAUACCCCAAUCCCUUUUCGAUUUUUGGACGGGGGAGACAGGAACAGCCUCAGCCUCAGCCACCUUCAGACCUGGUUGAAGAGGAAGAUCAGUUUGAAGAUGCCGAAGUCGACGACGACGAUUACGAUUACGAUCCAAUUACACAGGUAUUAGAGGAAGGUCAAUUCGAUGAUGGGAUAGUUCCGGAGGAUCAAGUAGAUCCCGAUAAUGAUCAUGAUGAGACGGGUGAUAUGGAGGGGGAUGAGAUUGAUGAGGAUAUCAUGGAGGACCACCUUGACGAAGGUGAUGAGGAAAUGCACGAUCGAGAUAAAUCUCCAUCUCCCUUACCACCCAAUCUGCGUGAGAUUUCAUCCCUAGCUUCGUGGACAGUCUCUACUUCCAAGCCUGGCUGUGGUGUGGCAGCCCUCCGACAUCCAUCUCCCCAACAAUACUGGCAAUCUGAUGGUCCGCAACCGCACACAUUAACCUUGCACUUUUUCAAACUUGUCGCCAUCGUGCGUAUUCGUGUUUAUCUUGACUUCGAGCUUGACGAGAGCUACACACCCACAAAAAUGAUAUUUCUAGCUGGUAUGGGCGGGAACGACCUUGUUGAAUUCGCUACAUGGGAAGGCGACGGGCCCUGCGGCUGGGUUGAUGUUCGCUUAGAGGGAGUUGGGGGACGGACCGGAGGCUGGGUGAAGGAGAAUAUUUUCUUGCGCGAGCGCAAUGCUAGGAAUGCUCGACGCAAGUCCCAGAAACAUGGCGAUGAUCAUGAACAAGAAGGUGAACAGUCUGAUGCUGAGGCCUUGGAUGGUGUUGACCCUAUUGGCGACGAUCUGGAUCCGUACUGCGGAAAUGUUCUUAAGGCUAUGGUGGUCCAAAUGCGUAUUAUGGAAAAUCAUCAGAAUGGAAAAGAUACUCAUGUCCGUGGGUUUCAGGUCUUCGCAUGCGAUGAUAGUCGGCGACGAGGAGCUGCUGCGCCAUCUGCCUCGGCUGAUGCACGAGAUCGCCAACACCGCCGACACAGCGCUCGACAAUCAUUCCGUGGAAGUUUUCAUGAGGCUCCGCAUCAUGCACGCUUAGCGAGUGAAGAACUGGAUACUAGUAGGUUAGGUGCAGCUUCCGGUCUGGAUGAGCCAGAUUGGAUGGGAGAACCUGUCAUUCGGUAA
Messenger RNA from Penicillium angulare, 1344 nucleotides. RefSeq names its product anaphase promoting complex subunit DOC1. Gene Ontology annotation, cellular component: anaphase-promoting complex. Gene Ontology annotation, biological process: protein K11-linked ubiquitination; anaphase-promoting complex-dependent catabolic process. Lineage: Eukaryota; Fungi; Ascomycota; Eurotiomycetes; Eurotiales; Aspergillaceae. Bases 1 to 1344 code for a protein of 447 amino acids. The record is from RefSeq and is a predicted model, not a curated record. The transcript is spliced from 2 exons.